AUGCCUGGUUAUGCUAUGUAUCUUAAGGACAUCAUAAGUAAGAAGAAGAAAUUGACUGAAUAUGAAACUAUAGCUCUUACCGAAGGAUGUAGUGCACUUUUGACCAAUAGCAUACCCCCUAAGCUCAAAGAUCCAGGAAGUUUUACCAUUCUUUUUUCAAUAGGUGGGAAGAAAAUAGGGAAAGCCUCAUGUGACUUAGAUGCAAGUAUCAACCACAUGCCUCUAUCCGUUUUCAACACCUUAGAUAUAGGAGAGGCUAGACCUACCAUUGUUACACUUCAAUUGGCCAACAAAUCCAAUGCAUACCCUAAGGGAAGGAUUGAGGAUGUUUUAGUGCAAGUUGAUAAAUUCAUAUUCCCGGCAGAUUUUAUCAUACUAGACUUUGAGGUUGAUAAGGACAUUCCUAUUAUUUUAAGGAGACCAUUCCUAGCCACCGGAAGAACUUUGAUAGAUGUCCAGAAAGGAGAGCUGACUAUGAGACUUCCGGACCAAAAAGUCACAUUUAUUGUUUUUAAAUCCUUAAAGUACCCUGAUUACUUGGAGGAGUGCUCAAGCAUAGCUGAGAUAGAGGUAAUCUAUCAUGAGGAAGGAAUCAAGGAAACCCUUAAGUUUAAAGAAGAGAGUGAUGAGGAAUUAGAGGAACAGACCGUUGAGGAAGUAGAGGCAAUAUGA
This is a messenger RNA of Cynara cardunculus var. scolymus (artichoke), 672 nucleotides long. RefSeq lists its product as uncharacterized. Lineage: Eukaryota; Viridiplantae; Streptophyta; Magnoliopsida; Asterales; Asteraceae. The transcript has a single exon. Bases 1 to 672 code for a protein of 223 amino acids. The record is from RefSeq and is a predicted model, not a curated record.